Molecule: messenger RNA, 5270 nt
Organism: Polypterus senegalus (gray bichir)
Lineage: Eukaryota; Metazoa; Chordata; Cladistia; Polypteriformes; Polypteridae
Gene: bahd1
Product: bromo adjacent homology domain containing 1
Exons: 9
Coding region: 1-2925 (974 amino acids)
Molecular function (GO): chromatin binding
Source: RefSeq, a predicted model, not a curated record
AUGGCCUGCCUUGGCUGUCCUGUUGCUAUGCCUUUGGGUGAAGGAAGCACAAGAACUAUUUACGACAUCAAACUCUUAGGGGAUUUUAGGCUGCCCUCCCAGUCACUAAGCAACUUCUACAUGUCCACCAUGGAACGAAUCCUGACAGGAAGUAUUAGCACCUGGUUUGGAAACAGCAUGCAGCAGGGCCACACGGCUCCACGAAGAGGGUUACUUAUGGAACUUGCUACAGCUCUAAAUGAAAGGUUCUUCCUGGAACCUUCAUGUCGAUAUUUUUUGAGAAUUGAAAAUGGUUCUUUAUAUGGCAUCACUCUGAAGAACUGCUUUAGCACCUUUAUGUUAAAGAGUGCAGAACACCGCCGAUCAUCCGCUAUAAGUGGAGCGUGGCUUCGAUUGCCUGUGCCAGGUCUGAAGCCCCAACUUCCUGAUGCGUGUUCAGAUUCUCCAAGGAAGCAUGUCAUGACCCACGCCCGGCGGAAAAGUUCUCUGAGCAGAUAUCCAAGUGAAUCGCAGGACCAGGUGGGCAGUGGCCCACAUGCUGAACCAGUGGACGGGGCCUGGCCUGAGUGCCCUAAAGAAGGCAUGGCCAAGAGGGGACCAUCUGCAAACAGUGCUACAGAGGAUGGUGAUCGGAAGUCGUACUCGUUGAGGAAGCGUAGUGGUAUGACAGAUGUUGGCACCCGUCGAUGUCACGUGGUGCUGACUAGGCUAAACUCUGGAGAUGUUGAACGCGACCAGUUGAAAGAACAGAAUGUUGAUUAUCUUCAGACCGAUGACCUUCAUGAACAAAACUCAGGUGGAGAGUCUGACAAGUGGAGAAAAAUGAAAUUGGGUGGCAACUUCGUGUCAGGAGCUCCCCCUGUGCUCCACUUGGCCUCCGAACCAAGGAAACGAAGGCUGGCAUCUUUAAAUGCUGAGGCCGUGAAUAGCUUGCUUUUAGAGCGGGAAGACUUCCAAAAAGAACCACGAUUUUCCAGGAAGGGAACGCAGCGCUUGCACAAGGAUUGUCUCUCUGUUAAAGACUCCUCAGGAAAGCCUCAGAUUGGGAGUGAUGACUCCUUUUUGAGUAAGAAAACAAAGACUUUGAAAUCAAGCAGCUCCAGAACGGAGAAGGAGGACCUUAAAGGUGUUGACCUAGAAGGACCUGCUCCAAAGCGUCUGGCGGGACUCAAUGCCGCUGCCUUGCUGAAGCUUACUGGUGCCUCAGCUGGGGUCAAGCGUAGACUUAAACAGGAUGGUAAAGGUGAAGGAAUAUGUGGAAAGAAGCGGCCCAAGAUCCGGCCUCCAAAAAACCACCAUCUUCAACUGAAGCUGCUACAAGAUGAAUGCCUGGAGUGUAAAAAAGAGGCCUUUUCUCUCAAAACCGAGUGGGAGGGCCUCUCUGGACAAGACAAUUUCCCACAUUCGGGCUAUCAUUGUAGAAGUUUGCUUGGUUACUCUAUGAAGCCUGUCAAACAGGAACAGACAGAGGCCGAGGUAAAGCCAUUUUUUCAUUGUGCCUCAGAGGAGUCUGUCGAGUAUUGCCAUAGAUUGGCACUGCUACUGAGGCAUCAGAACUUCGCCUCUCAGCCCUUUGAAGAAACAGAUGACCGAACUUCGCCCCUCAAACAGGAGUUUCUAUUACCCCAGCAUUCUCUGGCACACUCUGCUUUAUCAGUUGGCACAUCUCCUUACCUGUGUAUGGACCCAUGCUACUCAAGCUAUUAUCUCCACUAUGACCACCAGGGGACAUCUUCACCCCCAGUGACACAUGGACCGGUGCCCUAUCCAACCUCUGCUAUCUCCCCUGUCCCAAUGUGCACAGCAGGAGUUCAGAGUUCAAAACUACUGGUGUCUGCGGCCACUACACCCUCAGGAAUCCCUAUCCCACAUCCUGCCUUCUGCAACUCCAUGGGGUCAUCCUGCUUUGGAGAGGCCUGUGGGAUGAAUGGUUUCACCAAUAAUGUUGCUUAUAGAGCUAUGCACUCACUUGCUACCAGGGGCUGCACUUUCAACAUGGGUCACACUGGCUGCACACACAAAGUUAAAACAGAGGCCUACUCCACUUCCCUGGAUGAACGCAACCCAUCAAUUCCAGUUUCUCCGACUUUGCCCCUCUCAGGAUGUCCUGUACCCACGGUGCCCCCUGCUGCCCAGUCUGUGCCACACCUGCAGACACCACUGUCAGAUCCCAGUCAGCCACAGAUUCAGCUGAAGGUGGCACGGGAGUGCCCACAAAGUGCUAAACCCCCAAGUGGCUCACGUUCAGGGGUUCGCAGCACCACUGGCUGCCCUCACCUUUCCAGAAAUGAACUUGUGUCUGGGCACACUGCAGCCACGGGCAAACAGCAGAGGAUCAGCCGUAGAAGGGCCACCAAUGGCUGGCUGCCAGUAGGACUGCCUGUGGAGAAGGAAGUCUUUAUUGUGGGGGCGGAUGAGCCAGCUUUGCGACGCUGCUAUGAAGGUGUUCAGAGGGAUGGAGAAAUCAUCCGUAUCCGUGACACUGUCCUGCUUCGAUCUGGACCACGUAAGAAAUCUCUGCCCUAUGUGGCCAAGAUCUCUGCACUAUGGGAGGACCCAAAAACAGGUGAGCUGAUGAUGAGUUUGUUCUGGUAUUACCGGCCAGAACACACACAAGGUGGAAGGAAUCCCAGCAUGCACUGUGAGAAUGAAAUUUUUGCAUCUCGACACCAAGAUGAGAACAGCGUUGCCUGCAUAGAAGAUAAGUGCUACGUUCUGACACUGUCACAAUAUUGCAGAUUUUGUGCCUCAGUGAAGCGACGUGGGGAGGGCCUUCCUGAAAGUGCCAACAUAGUGCCACCCUCUCCAGAGUAUGCCAUUCCAGUCCACCGCCGGGUUCCCGGAAACAUCGACCCCAACUUGGUGUUUCUCUGUCGCCACGUCUACGACUUUCGAUAUGGCCGAAUCCUGAAGAAUCUACAGUAGUGGCUUGGGCUUGAUGGGCGCUCCUCAGGAGCCUGCCCUCUUCCCUUCCCUUUCCGCUAGCCUGCCAGCCAGCCAGCCAGCCAACCAAAUAAGUCCCCGCAGCAGAGAGUGGAAGUGGGCAGACAAACCCGCUCAGUCAAUCAGUCAAUGAAUUAAUCAAUCAAGGGAACAGCAUACUAAUGAUUCAGCAGAGGAUGUGGCCGAACAAUUGCUGCAGAGUGUGGGCUGUAGCCCAGAGCUUAUUGUGAGUCGGAGAGAGGGCAGUAAAGGGAAGAUCCAGCUCGGGGAGUGGCACUGGGAGAACAGCAUGCAAAAUCAACCCAGUGAUCCCAGUGGGGGGUCUGGUUGACUUUCUUCAUGGCUCUGCCAAAUUGCCCCCCCACUCCUCCCCAUGGAAUGUGGACAGCAUGUCCAUUAAAAGAAACAAAAAUGCUGUAGUGGUUCAGUGGGUUAAUCCUGUAUAAAUUUAUGCCUAGUUGUCUAAAUAGAGCGAUGCUUUAAUUUGGGUGUUUCAUAUAAUGCUAUUGUACUGAAACUCUGUAUAUUGUAAUCAGAAUAAGGCAACAUCUUUGUGUCUGGACAGUCCGGUUUCAGAUGAAUGAGAAGUCGUGGUAUUGUAGCUAAUGGGCCACUCAGAUACCACCAGUGGCGGUAUUUGGGAGCCAGGCCCGCGAUGUGUUAAUGGAUCAGCUGAGCCUCUUUACAGCUUGUUGGGGUGGGGGUUUUUGGGGUGAGGGGGGGCAUCUUCUGUUUAGAUUUGAAAACUUGGCAAUGUAUUUCUCUCAAAGCCUUUAUUAAUUUAUUGUUUAUGUUUUAUUAUGAUUUAAAUUAUUUGAAACAACCAAGAAUCUUUGAAUAUAGUAUAUGAAGAGGCUGAAUAGAGCAAAUGCAUUCAGGGCUGGUAAUUUCACAAUCUUGAGUCCAGGCUGACCAGUAGGUAGUGUGUCUGUGAGAAAUCUCCAGAGGUUUGAGUUACUCUGCAAAGUGUCAUUCCCCCUGGGACGUUUCAGAAUUUGGGCAUCGCAGGAAAUGAGAACAGUGGUGGAAGGAAGAGCUCCCUGGGCCUAGAGAAGGGGUGUGGGAGGAAUUAGCUUUGCCCGGGGAGUCUCAUUCAAUUUGUAGUUUGUAUAGCACCUUUGAUUUUUUUAUUUUUUUUUUUUGGUAGAGCACUUAGUUUAAUAGGUUGUUACGUAUUCAUUUGAACACACGUUUUUGGCACUUAAGCUAGAAGAUAUUUGUUUUAUUAGCCUUCAGUCAACACUUCGGAGCCUUUACUUGAGACAAUUUGUAUGAAGUUUAUUGACAAAUUAGGCCAGUGCAUGAACUGAGGACACUGAUGUCUUAGUACCUCCUCCUUGGUGGUAAACCUUGCUAUCCAGUUUUAAAGGGAGAAGGUUCAUGAAGCUGUUCUUUGGACGGAGUAUAGUCAUUAUAUUUAAUGUGGCAAUAAGAUGUAUAUUUUUAGUGAAUAGCACACAAAAAAAACCAAGAUGUUGGGUAAGUUCCCCAGUUCUCUAGUUGAAUGUGAGUUGGAAGGGGGGUCCUCCUAGGAUCCCAUUCCAGGAGACUCAGGUGGCUUUGGGUGAAUUUAGUAAUCCUAGCUGUGAUCAGUAGAUGUUCACUUUUUCUGCUAAGGCUUUGUAUUCCACUGUAGAUCUGCCUGUGGAGCAUUUAUGUCAGAAUGGAGCAGAGAGAAAAAGAAACUGCUGCUGAAGUUCAGCAGUUUAGUUCUCCUCAGGCCUCUUCUGCAAGUAAUUUCAGAUGGGGUCAAAUGACGAGUCCUCCUGCAUGGCAACCAAAGCACAGUGAAGCCAUUUCCUAAGUGCAAUAAACCCCUACAGUGAUGGGCAUUGGGGUGACAAAGCAGACCUAGCAGGAUCUGUAGCCUCUCCUUGCCGCUUACUCUGGUCGGCCUCUUAAAUCCCACUCCUGGCCAGUUAUCAGCAGCAUGCAAGCCCCCAAUUGCUUACUGUAGAGGAAAUUUGUCAUUUCCUGUGAUGCCAGAAUUCUGAGGCAAGGUUUUUGAGCGCACUAAAGCGUGGGAGAAUGGUAAAAGAAGUAUUGUGAAUCCGAAUUGAGUAUUUAUUUGGAGGACCAAUGGGCAACUGCCUGUCCCAGGGUACACUGGGGCUUGCUGGCCAUGCCCCACACAGGAACGAUUUGGCCCCCUUUCUGUGAACUGACCAAUGAAUGGGAGGGGAUGUUGCCUGUACCCUCCCUCCCUCCUAACCCCCUUCCCUCCCUCCCUAACCCCCUUCCUUCCUCCCUCCCUCUCUCUCCCCCAUCGUUACCGAUGACUUGCCUUACAUUUUGCAGGUAGUGACCUAGGAAGAAAAAAAAAAAAA